AUGCUGGCCUUCGACGUUACAGCCGAGUGUGCGGACGGCUACUAUGGAACCGCCGACGUGAAGGCCUGUGGCCAUGCCGAUGAGCCCAUCUCACUGAUGGGCUGUCACAAGGUCCUGACUUGCCACAAGCCCAAGGGCCUCCUCGGCUACAAGCUGACGGAGCACAGCGUCUACAUCCACAACUUCGAUGUGGAGGUGAAAUGCUUGAAGGACUUCCACGGCAAGCCUGAGACCAAGGCCUGUGUGGCCGAUGGACAGGAGUAUGAUGUCUCCGGGUGUGACCCCGACAUGUGCCUGACGCCCGAUGACACCACGGGCUACACCUUGAAGGAGAGCUCCCUUGCGGUGCAUAGCUUCGGAGUGAUCACCGAAUGUGCCGACGGCUACAUCGGCACCCCGAAGGUGACCGUCUGUGCGGGCGACGGCAUCGCGUAUGGCUUAACCGGCUGUGAAGAAACAACUACCACUACUUCGACGACCACGACCACGACAAUCACCACAACCAGUACGACUACAACGACGACUACAACAACCACCUCGACCACCACAACAACUUCGACUACAACGAUUACCACAACCACCACUAUCACCACCACGACAACAACCACAAGCACAAUCACAACUACCACGACCACCACCAGCACCAGCACAUCGACCACUACCAUCACGUCAACCACGACCAUCACCUCAACCACCACUUCGACCACUACCAUCACAACAACCACCAUUACCACUACGUCUACCGUCACCACCACCACUACCACUUCAACUACCACAUCUACCACGACAACCUCCACAACCACGACCACGACCAGCACUAGCACAAGCACGACGACGACCACUACCAGCACAACCACAUCGACGACCACAACUACCACCUCCACCUCUACUUCAACCAUCACGACGACAACCAUCACCAGUACUACGACCACAACUUCGACGACCACUACAUCUACAACCACCAUCACGUCGACAACCACGACCACCACCAGCACUUCCACCACCACAACGACUACAAGCACGUCUACGAGCACCACCACCACCUCAACCACCACAAUCACCACGACGACCAUCACGACUACUUCGACCAUCACUAGCACCACAACCACCAGCACCACAACGUCGACCACCACCACCACUACCAGCACUUCAACAUCGACCACCACAACCUCAACGACAACCAUCACUACGACUACUAUCACCACCACAUCGACCACUACAUCCACCACGACUACCUCCACGACCACGUCGACCACAACUACCUCGACGACCACUACGACGAGCACCACGACCACCAGCACAACUACAACGACGUCGACGACAACGACCACUACUACGCCGGCAGUCGACAAGUAUGGCUCCAUCGUUAUCGACGGGAAGCUUUUCCACAAGUUCUGGUGGUACGUCAAGGAUACGGAGUGGCCAGAGGGCAAGACGGACGUCUUCGGGGACUGGUACGGCGCCUGCCAGCACCUGGAUGCCUUCUGCUUCGGGAAGCUGCCCGAGAUCGACUCGAACGGCUUGGAGUUGCUGGCCGUGGAUGACAUGGACAACCAGCUCCUGUGGACGUUCGACUCCAAGAACGAGGUGUCAAACGCUGUCUUCCAGGCGAUGAGGUAUGGCAAGGUCACCGCAAAGACCUCUGGCGAUGCAUGGACGCCCAAGGUCCUCAAGGGAUCGAUGACGACUCUCGCCCAGGACACCGUCAUGUACCGCGAGCAGGAUGGAAUUAAGUCUUUCCUUCUGGAUGACGAUGGAUGCGAUUGCCAUUCGACACUCUCCAUGGGCCACGCCAUGUGCGCAAACAGCUGCGACGACACCUACGGCAACUGCAAGAUCAAGGGUGGCGUGGACAAGCUUUCGGAUCGCCAGGAGACGGGGACCGCUGGAGCCGGGGCGCAGUGCACAGGACCUGCAGAAGACCACGGCCUGAUGUUGUACUACUACCACCCCACCGCGCACGUCGACGUGGACUCCGCCAAGGACUCUCAGAAGACCUAUGGUUCCAUCACUGUGGACGGCACGAAGUACGAGAAGUUUUGGUGGUUCUCCAGCGGUGCCGCGUGGCCAACGGGCAAGAAAGACGUCUUGGGCGACAGCUACGGCGACUGCAAGACCUCGGACGAGGUCUGCUUUCAGAAGCUCCCCGAGGUGGAAGAGAAGGGCUUGCUCCUGCUGGCUGUGGAUGACCAGGGCAAUCAGUUUGAGUGGAAGUUCGACAGCAGCAACGCAGUGGCGCACGCCGCUUUCAAGGCCUUCAGGUAUGGCACCACCACGCAGAAAGCCUCGGGUACGGAAUGGGCGCCCCGUGUGAUCAAGGGAAGCGUGACGAGUGCUGCCCAGGACACCCUCAUGUACCGGGAUCAAGAUGGCAUCCGGUCCUUCAUGCUGGACGAUGACGGAUGCGACUGCCAUUCGACACUGUCGAUGGGCCACUCGAUGUGCAACAGCGGCUGCAGCGACACCUAUGGCAACUGCAUGAUCACUGGUGGUGUGGACAAGCUCUCC
This is a messenger RNA of Symbiodinium sp. CCMP2456, 2508 nucleotides long. The record is from the annotation of a GenBank genome assembly. Lineage: Eukaryota; Dinophyceae; Suessiales; Symbiodiniaceae.